Wasmannia auropunctata (little fire ant) is the source of this 3164-nucleotide messenger RNA. It is a transcript of the gene Vha44, whose product is annotated as V-type proton ATPase subunit C. The transcript is spliced from 8 exons. Lineage: Eukaryota; Metazoa; Arthropoda; Insecta; Hymenoptera; Formicidae. Gene Ontology annotation, biological process: proton transmembrane transport. Bases 204 to 1367 code for a protein of 387 amino acids. Gene Ontology annotation, cellular component: vacuolar proton-transporting V-type ATPase, V1 domain; lysosomal membrane. The record is from RefSeq and is a predicted model, not a curated record. Gene Ontology annotation, molecular function: proton-transporting ATPase activity, rotational mechanism.
CGGUCACAAUGGUCUCUGAUGGUCCCGUCGUCGGCGAGCAGCGUCGUCCAGCUCGCGAGAUCUUCUGAAGUCUCCACGGUGGAAGGCCGAGAUCUGGCGCAGACCGAUCGCACAGCAUCGACGACGACGACAACGACGUGGAGGAGGCUCGGCAAUCUCCCGCUGGUAUAUUAGAAAUUUAAUCGCAAAACACACUACCCAAGAUGACGGAAUAUUGGCUGAUUUCCGCGCCAGGAGACAAAACCUGUCAGCAGACAUGGGAGACUAUGAACAAUUUGACAUCCAAACAGCACUCUCUGUCGGUGAACUACAAAUUUCACAUCCCAGAUCUGAAGGUCGGCACGCUCGAUCAGCUGGUCGGUCUGUCGGACGACUUGGGCAAGCUUGACGGAUACGUCGAGCAAGUAACACGCAAAGUCGCGACGUAUCUGGGUGAGGUUCUGGAGGACCAGAGAGACAAGCUGCACGAGAACUUGAUGGCCAACAAUAGUGAUCUGCCAUCAUAUAUAACUCGAUUCCAGUGGGACAUGGCUAAAUACCCCAUCAAACAAUCUUUGAGAAAUAUCGCAGAUAUUAUCAGUAAACAAGUGGGACAAAUCGAUGCUGAUCUAAAAACUAAAUCCACGAUAUACAACAAUUUGAAAGGCAGCUUACAAAAUUUAGAAAAGAAACAGACGGGGAGUUUAUUAACACGAAAUUUAGCGGAUUUAGUGAAAAAAGAGCACUUUAUUCUGGACAGUGAAUAUUUAACUACUUUGCUCGUGAUUGUACCGAGAUCCAACUUUCAGGAAUGGUACGGUUGUUAUGAAAAACUGACAGAUAUGAUUGUACCGCGUAGUACACAACUCAUUACUCAGGAUUCAGAAUAUGGACUGUUCACGGUCACUUUAUUUAAAAAAGUAAUGGAUGAAUUUAAAUUGCAUGCUCGUGAAAAGAAGUUUAUCGUGCGAGAUUUUACAUAUAAUGAAGAAGAAUUAGCAGCAGGAAAGAACGAAAUUACGAAGUUGGUAACUGACAAAAAGAAGCAAUUCGGACCACUUGUCCGUUGGUUAAAAGUGAAUUUCAGUGAAUGUUUUUGUGCUUGGAUUCACGUUAAAGCCUUGCGUGUAUUUGUUGAAUCUGUUCUUAGAUAUGGCUUACCUGUCAAUUUCCAAGCAAUACUACUGCAUCCGCAUAAAAAGUGCGCGAGGAGAUUACGUGACGCUCUAAAUCAGCUUUACGCUCACUUGGAUUCAUCCGCUACUGGUUCAACAGCACAACAUAGUCAGGAUAAUGUGGAUAUACCAGGACUCGGCUUUGGCCAAAGUGAUUAUUUCCCGUAUGUCUAUUAUAAAAUCAACGUGGAUAUGGUUGAUAGUAAGGUCUAAUCAGAUAGAGCCUGCUUUUUUCUCCCAAACGUCGUACUUCCUUUUAUUUAUCCGGAUGAUAUAAUUCUAUUACAUCAGAAAUCUAGCGAUAGAUCUAGCGUACAAGUUUCUCACUUGUACUAAUAUGUAAAAAGAACACUGCAUUUCCUUCCGAUUUUUUUUUAGCUAUUACGUUUAUCAAUUACGAAUUGUAAUUUGCUACAAAUUACGGACAAAAUUGUCACGUAGUCUUUUGCAGAAAUAGUUAUUUUUCUAAACUGAAAUUGGAACGAUGUAUAAACUGUAAUAUUAUUCGAAACUAUGCAUAAUGAUUUGUGCAUUCCCUUAUACAUAUUGCCCCAAAGUAUUAAGCAUAAAGCAAGUGAAGUUAUAUACGAUAAAGAUUAUAAAUUCUCAGGCAAUUACCAUCAGUCACAUACUUUAGAGACUUGUAGUUACAAAUUUGGCAUCAAAUAUCUGUGACAGUAAUCUAAUUGACUCUGUUGAUAUACUCCUUGAUAUACUUGGAAAGAGCGCAACAUAUUUUACACACUAACGCGACAUAAAAAUGCAUACCAUUUCUAAGUAGAAUUGCUACCACAACAUGAUUAAUUAUAUCUAUUAAUCUGUUGUAUGCAGAAUUAAAGUGCUGAUCUUUUCAUUAAUAUGCAAGAGAUCAAGACUUGUGAAGAAAAAAAAUAUAUACACCUUGUUACUUCUUGUAAAAAACAUUCACACCAAGUGUGUCAUGUGAAUAUUUAAACGAAUUGUUAACUACAGUUAUAAAAAAAUGAAUAUCUUAUUGUUGAAUACUAAGUCAAGUUUCAUGUCAUGUAUUCUUAUAGUAUAUUUUAUUGUUUCAAACGAAUUUAUGGACUACAAAAGUUUCCCACGCGCGUAAUAUGUGCAGAUUACAUUAUGUAUUGUCUGUAUGGAAAACUCGUAUUAUCAUGAAAAAAUUUUAAUACAUUAUGAAUUCAAUUGAAAUAUAUUAUAUAAUAGGAAUUAGCACUCAAAUAUUUUAACAGAUGAAAGAUAUUUUAUGCUAACAGCGAAUUUAUCGUAAAAACAAUUAGUAAAAUUCUUUUAAAUUUUCUCUAUUUAAAAAUUAAAGUAAAAUUUGAGUUCCCAGAAAAUAAUGUUUUUACAUUAUUUUUAUUAAAUAUAAAUUUAUUAUUGAUUGUAUUUACUCAAAAAUGUAAACUACAUUUUUUAUCAAUUGUUUCAUUUGUAAAUUAAAUGUAGUUAUUUUUCAAUCGGCGCCAUUACGAACUGCACAAAAUAAGUCUCCUUUGUGAAUAUAUUAUAAACGUAUAUAUAUAUAUAUCACACACAAAGAUAUAUUUUCUGAAGAACAAUUUCAUGUUGUUAAAGCCAAGCUUAAUUUCUCACACUGAUUGUAAUGUAAAUUGCUUGUACAUAAGAAAAAUCCAUGUACAGAGACCAUGGUUUCAUAUUAUAUUUUGAGUUGCAAGAUCAUUUGUAAAACGCAGACCAAUGUACAAUAUUUUAAUUAAGCAUAUAUCAUACUAGCAGAAAUCGAUGACAAUACUGAUUAAAUGUUGUCUGCUCGUUAAGCCUACAUAAAGAAGCGAGACCUGGCAUGUAAUAAAAAAGGAAAGGAGAGAUAUAUGUAUACACAUAUAUAGAUAUACACAUAUAUAUGUAUACACAUACAUAUGUAUAUGUAUAUAUAUAUUGACAGUUCAAUUAUGUAGAUACAUUAAAAAAAAAAGAUCAUACAGUCAAUUGACUUUUGCGAAUUGUAUAGGUAAAUGUAAUUGUGUAGAUAAUAAAUAUUAAGUUUAAUUGUCAGCA